CGGUGUCCCCUUUCAGGGUGUCCUUGAAGCGGCGGGGGCUCCCGUGGGCUCCGGCAGCCGCGGCGCUCACGGACACUCGCCCGGAGCGUCCCGAGCACAUGCAGCAGGGACACGAGGAGCUUCUCCUUUGGCACCUGCUGACCCAGCCCCGGGUUCCCCCCUUUCACAGGCAUCGCUCUGUUCUGGGAAUACCUGUGAGAACUCUGCCCGAUGCCCUCAGAACAUGUCUGAUUGGACAAGUCUGUGGUACGUCUGGUUGAUCUUGCUGGCGGUGUUCCUGCUCCUGCUCUGCGGGGUUUCAGCGAGCUGCAUCAAAUUCUGCUGCCGGAAGAAGAGGCCUCCAGUGGAGAGCUUCCCUCGGCACCCCUGUGACUUGGCAGGGAUUGGCAUUGACAGUGACAGCACUGCCCACAGCACAGUGACCUCAUACAGCUCAUGGCAGUACCCUCCAAGUGUCCAGAUUCCCUCGGUAUUUGUGGAUAUGGAUAAGAACACUGUGUCCCCUCCAGCUUACAGCCUCUAUGCCAUGGACCUGCCACCUUCCUAUGAUGAAGCUGUUCAAAUGGGAAAGCAAGUGGCACGGACAAACCAGAAACUUAAUGACAACCCUGAACAGGUGACACCAGGAGGGCUGAAUCCCAGCCAGUCCCCACCUGACACAACCAACAGAGAUCCAGCAACACAGGCAAAUUCAGAAGAUGCAACGAAAGAACAGCCACAGGUCUGACUCGGUUCAGAUGAGGAGUAAAGUAAGGGAAGGACUGUAAGAGUUAAAGAAGACAUGAGGAGUUUGGGUUUAUAAGUAGGUUAUGAUGGAAAGAUGUUUCUUCUCAUGCCCUUGUAAUGAUCUGUCAGAAGAAAUGUUUUCUGUGACUGCUGUAAUCCCCUGGUAAAGCUUCUUCAAGGAUAUGAAAUGAGGUAAAAGGGCAGCAGUUUAAAUAUGCCUGUAAAAGUGGGACGUGAAUGCGUGUUCAUCUUCUGAUAAAAAAAUUGUUCCUUGUGUCCAGCAAUAAAAAAGGUCAGGAGGAUUUUGCCACCUUGGGAAUACACACUCAGAACAGUACAAACAGGAAGUUGUUGUUCUAGAACAGAAGUGUCCCAAACUGGAGUUGAAGGGGGAAUCACAGCAAGUCACACUGAACAGCCUCUGUAGUUUCUCCUCUUUUGAGAGCAUCAACUGCCCAGGAAACUGCUGAGGACAAAGUGCUGCACAGUGGCUCACAUUCCUCAAGGAGCAGGACGAUGCCAGGACAGGAGAGUGAGGGGGGAAAUGCUUUGUGUUGUCUACAGGGAGUGAGACAGAUGAGACACGACACUUCUGUGGUGGUGAUGAGACCCCAAGGGAUUGGUUUUGAGGUUCUGUAAAUCUUUCCAUUUCUAUUUUCGAGAUGUGUUGCCUUAUGGGUGGGUUCCCUUUGCUAUUCAUUUUUCCAGAUAAAGUACACAUUAAUUCCAAAGAGACACUUGCACACAUGGUUCGGUAUUACUGAUGUGUUUCAAAUAUUCAUCAGAUAUUUCAAAGAUGCCUUUAUAUUUCAUAAUCUGCUCAGGUGUCAGGAUCUCAGGCAGCACAGGAAAGAAAAAUCACAGGUUUCUGGCAGCUUUUACCAGUGAACAAACUCAGCAAUGAGCAGGGUGACACAAAACAUGCUUGUGCUGAGCCAUCCAGUAUGAGGUGGAGAUACAAAUACCACAGUACAGGCUGGGCAAAAGUUCAAAGGAAUUACUCUUAGGGAUGGUUCUUCAUGAAGUACUGAUAGAGGGAGAACUGCUGAGCAUCAUUUUAGAACUGGGAGCUUGGAGCUGAUUACAGCGGCUGCAGCCCAGACAAAAAUAUGGGCUCCAGAGGCAGGGAUUUUAAUGCCAGCUCUUUCCCUUGCCCCUCCAUAUUCCAAAUGGUUCAAAUUUUGUCCACUCCUGAGCAGUGAUUUUCUUCGAAUCCACUUUAGCAAGGUGCUAAUCUGGCUGCUUUAAGAACAUGAGCAAUUGCCAGGCUGGCUCAUUGCUCUGGGUAAGAGCAGCAACCAAAGCCUGAGCACUCGGUGCUAUUAGUGAAUGUAGCAUAAAUUUAGGUGUCUGUCAUUAACAGGCAGUAGAAGUGGUGAGCACAAAAGCCUGCACAGCUUUUAGAAGACUGUUAUUCUCUGACAACCAUUACUGCAAGAACUGCCCUGGAAAUGAGUACUAAUGAUUUAAAGACGAAGAUCUCUGCCAGCCACAGGCCCGAGAUGCAGCUGCAGAGUCGUGUGUGAGCUGUCCAUGAGUCUGGCUCCCCAGGGAAGGGACGCUUCUAUAUUUAACUUGCAUGUAACUUACUAUGAGGGUUGACUGGUGUAACAAAUCUGCUUCUCUUGUGUCUCCUCUCUGUCAUCCUUUAUUAUAUUUCUGCUGUUUUAUUCUUUCCUCUGCUUUCCUUAUCUGUGUCAAGAUGGAGGCUGGGCAUAUGCCAGGGUAACUAUUUGGAUGUCUAUGGCUGGAAGGGCAAUAUAUGCCCAGUUCUGGAUGUCUCCAAGUCAUAAAUACGGCAGAUGUAUUUUUAUUUAUUGAAUUUUUCCAUAGUACUCAGAACGAAGCCUCUGCCCUUCCGAAGAAGGAAUUUGUGUUGGAAAUGGCUGAGCGCUCACUCACAAAUAGAGACGGGAAUUCAACCCAGGCGAAUGAAAGAAUCGUGACUGACACAAGAGGGCAGUCCCUCACUUCUCUCCGAGUGCAGAGGAUCAUCAGCAUCGGCUCGGGAAGGGACCGAGCUGCCUGCAGGAGCACGGGCAGUAAUCAUCGCCACGGUUCGAAUUCCCUGCCCUGCCCUUCGUGCCUCGGCAGCGCCUGGCACGGAACCAAGCUGCCAGGUCUGUUCUGUUUGGUCACAGGAGAUACAAAACCCCAAGAAAAUCCCAAAUGCCUGUGACUUCGUAGGAAUGAGGGCAUAAACUGGAGUUUCCUCUCUAGCACCUAAGGAAAAGUCUUGUAGUUCAUUAAUUCCAAAAUUGUCAACAGCAACUACUGCCCCGAUGAGCCCUCAGGAACAUUGACAUCCCUCUGCACACGGAAAGCAGCUCAGUUUGCUGUGUAACCUUCACAGUCAGGAAAUUAUUAAGGUCUUUCUUGUGACCAGCCUUCUCCAGAGCCUGCUAAGGGAGACCCCAUGCUGGAGUCCUUGCAGUGAAGAGGUCCCUCAUGUCUACACAGCUCCUGUCUCAUGGAACACUCAGAACUUCACAUUUUCGAAACCUACAGUUCUCUAUAACUUUGCCUGAAAUUGCUCAGUGGAUUCAGAAGUUAUUAGGGUGUGCGGAGUGGAAGGAGAAGAAGCAGGACAUGGAUUUGGAAUUUGUGAUUCCAAAGCCUCGCUUCCAGAAGAAACCAGGUUUAAAAAGAACACCGGGGGGGAGGUUGGUCCCACAGCAGGUUCUAGGCUUGGCCUGAUGCAGGAGCUACGAAUUCUGAUUUGUCAGGCUGGUGGCUUUCACCAUCACUAGAUCUAUUCAAGUCUGAUUAUAUCCACACAAGCUUUGUGACAUCUCUAAGGGAAAAGCCCCUCUCUGUAAUUACCCAAAGUGCAUUUUUAAUUGUGAUUUAUAUUUGGACCUCAGUUUGGCACUGUUCAGCAUGCAAUUUUUCUUGUCUCAUUUGUUCAAAAUGAUCAUUUUGUCAGUUAUUUUCUGCUGUUCUUUGCUGGCUGUGUGAAAGAGCUUGUGCUGGGGAGAUGGACUGCUGAGGCUGGAGCCUCCAUCACUGUCUCUCCUCUCAAACACAUGCACUCAGCACGAGCACUUGUGCUCAGGAAGAAAAUGCAGCCAUGGAAGUAAAUUUCCUCAAUAAUUCAUGGGCUUUAUAGCCCAGAGCAAAUUAUACCUUGGUUCUGCCAUGAAAUUCAGGCUGCAAAUCCCUUUAUAGCCAAGCUCGUUAACAAUAUAAGUAAAGUGGUACCUCUAGAAUGGCUUUGAUAAUUGAUGCAUUAUAAUCUUUGGAGAGUAUUUAGUGGUAAACCUGCAGCAUCUAGACUGAGGCAACAGUGGGGUCUGGAUACAGGAAAAGUUAAGAGAAAAAACCAUUUCUUUGUUUGCCUCGCAGUUGCCUUUGUCUGCCUCAAAGAGCUCAGGUUUGGCUGCUUUGUUUUCCGACUGCAUUUUGUCUUUAUCAGCUGCAGUUUUGGAGGGGAAAGAAUCACUGCUGCCAGUAUGGGUGAGUGGGACACUUGGACACGUGUAAACCCUCCAUUUAGGGAACAAAAUAUCUCUGCCACAACCACUCUCCAUACCCUUGGCUGCCUCCUGGUUCUGAUCCUAAUCCUCUUUACCUGUUAGAACUCUUUUUGUUUAGGGAGACACUGACUAAUUUUGCUGCAAGUAGCAGAGGUUCUUUCCUUCAUCCACAAUUAAAAUUCAAACUGCGAGAGAA
Messenger RNA from Hirundo rustica (Barn swallow), 4398 nucleotides. RefSeq names its product transmembrane protein 52 (gene TMEM52). Bases 224 to 727 code for a protein of 167 amino acids. NCBI's taxonomy places the organism in Eukaryota, Metazoa, Chordata, Aves, Passeriformes, Hirundinidae. The transcript has 4 exons. The record is from RefSeq and is a predicted model, not a curated record.